AUGUCAUUUCUCGUCAGUCGCAAAGACCACCACCGUUCAGGCGUCAAAAAAGAAGUCAAGCGCUUUUUGGGCGAAAAAAAAGCAGGGACUGGAAUUGACCCUAAAGGUACUUUUAUUGAGUUUUUGAAAAAAGAUGUGAAGCAAAAUCUAGAUGUCCACAGAGAUACCGUAAAAAGUGUGGAAAAUUUAGACUCAAGAAGUAACUUGCCAGCAUUAGGCUGCACAAAAAAAUAUCGAAGUGUAGCUGCCGAGAGCAGAGAGCCAGUUCCAUACAGGCUAGAGACGGACCAUAUUUCUUUCCGUGCAACUGACAGCAAAACAGGCUUCAUUCAAGCAGGUAAUAGCAUAAUGGGCAAGCCGAACCAUACAGUCCCUAAUCCAGUUGAUAAAGGCUGGUCUCCAACAGUCCAUAAGGUAUCUAUGAGAAACUGCCAGAGCACCCCUUAUGAUAUCAUAAAUUUCGAAGAAAAUCCCAAUGCUGUUGUGAGGAAAGCUAUCAAUAUUGACGCGAGGAGGGAAAAAGGAAUCACUGAGUUUUCAGAUUUAACGAGACCACUGCAUUCGGGUGUCAAUAAAGAGCAUUCUGAGGCGAUUGAAAAAGAUCAAAGGGUGUUUUUUAGGAAAACAGGGAUUUUUACACAUAUUUAUGAUGCGGCUGCUAGGCUUGGAAACAUUACAAUGCCAUUUGAUAAGCACCAGGAUUUAGGAGGGAGACCAGCUUUUAAGUGCUAG
Molecule: messenger RNA, 732 nt
Organism: Blepharisma stoltei
Lineage: Eukaryota; Ciliophora; Heterotrichea; Heterotrichida; Blepharismidae
Source: the annotation of a GenBank genome assembly